This is a messenger RNA of Trichoderma citrinoviride, 1329 nucleotides long. Its product is annotated as glycoside hydrolase family 39 protein. The transcript has 4 exons. NCBI's taxonomy places the organism in Eukaryota, Fungi, Ascomycota, Sordariomycetes, Hypocreales, Hypocreaceae. The record is from RefSeq and is a predicted model, not a curated record. The coding region runs from base 1 to 1329 and encodes 442 amino acids.
AUGACAAUUUUCAGCCAACUGUUGGUUGUUACCUCCGCAGCAGGUCUCGGCCUGGCUUCAAGCGUUGUAAAGCGCCAGUCUCAAACAGCUACAGUGAACCUAAGUCAUAUGCAAGGAGCACCGCAACACUUUGCGUCUGGCUUCUUGUACGGCAUUCCGGAUACUCCAAAUCAGAUUCCCGCGCAUUUUUACUCCGAGAUCGCAUUCAACUAUGGAAGGGCUGGCGGUGCGCAGCUUCCAGCCAAGGGCUAUAUGGAUGGCAUAGAUCAGUACGAGUUCGGUGCCGAGUUCAUCGUCCUUCUCCAUGAUCUAUGGGGUGCCGACGGAUCAGAGUCUGAGUCUGACUUGUUCCCCGGAGACAAUGGAGAUUGGAGUACUUGGGACAAUUUCCUGAACCAGGUCGUUUCCGAUAUGCGAGUCAAUAACAUGACGGAUGGUGUCAAGUUUGACUUAUGGAAUGAGGCGGACGGCGGCGGCUUUUGGCUCAGAGAUCGAAGCCAGUUCAUGACCAUGUAUGCCAGGACGCACAACACGCUACGGAGCCUUUUUCCCGAAGCGCAGAUAUUCGGACCAACUUUCACUGGACAGCCAGAUCCAGGCAACGUCUGGUGGACAGAUUGGUUGAGCAUGAUUGCGUCGAAUAAUGUGAUACCCGACGUGUAUUGCUGGCACCUGAUCCGCCAACCAGGAGGAUCUGGCGGCGAUGAUAUUACUUACUCGAGGGGCGUCUUUGAGCAGAUGCUGCAGCAGUUUGGCCUUCCAUCCCGUCCGAUCAACAUUGACGAAUAUGGCUCCCCCGAAGAGCAGGUCCCUGCCAGUUCCGCUUGGUUCAUGGCUCGUUUUGAGCGCGAAAACAUCCACGGCCUCCGAUCAGUCUGGACAGGCGGCCCCUCUCUGCACGACUUCAUGACCGACCUUUUGGGUAAGACUGGCGAUGGCGUCUACUUUCCCGCAGGCGAAUGGCAAGUGUACCGAUACUACGGCACGAACAUGACGGGCAAUCGGGUCGAGACGAACGCAUCUGCGGACGGCUUCUUCGACGUAUAUGCAACCGCGAGCGACCGAGUCAGGAUCCUCGGCUCAGCCCAUACGCAAACUGGAUCUUACACACUCAAUGUCGCUGGCAUGGCUGAUUUUGGCUUUGACACCCAUGGAACGGUCAACGUGCAGACGCGGGAGUUCCCGUAUGCGGGCCUUCGCGGAGAGGUGGAUGCGCCCAUUGAUCACGGCGUAAGCCAGAUUUCGUUCGACAACAACCUGCUGGUCAUUCCGGCGACAAUUUCAGUGAACACGAGUGCCUAUGCUUGGGAGGUAUAUCGGAUAGAGUGA